Molecule: messenger RNA, 3894 nt
Organism: Linepithema humile (Argentine ant)
Lineage: Eukaryota; Metazoa; Arthropoda; Insecta; Hymenoptera; Formicidae
Source: RefSeq, a predicted model, not a curated record
UCGAGUUGGAGAGAACGAACAGUUGAGAUCACACAUUCUAAACGUUACAAGUUCUGCAGUAAUUAUUAGAAGAUAGCAAGAUAAGUACAUCAGAAAACUGAAAUGGAUAAAAUGGAUAAAAUAAAUAGUAUAAAAAUCAGUCCUAUAGCUGUAUGUACAACCGAAGAAAUUGAAUUAUUUGAGGAUUUGAUGACAGAAUUUCAAAGUAAUAUAUUUAGUAAAUUUAACAUCAAAACAAGUAACUUUGAAAUUAGACAGAGUGCAAGUGAACUACAGAAACUAAUUGGUGAAUUGUCCAAUUCAUCAUCGAUUGAUAUCAUUUUUGUAAUUAAUCUACUCCUCCCCGAAAAAAGCAUAAUUAACGAAAUUGACAAGAUCAGCAAUGCAGAAAAUGAAAUUAUAAAAGAGUUUACAAAAAUACCACUACUUCUGAAGCCUGAUUAUUCUAGGAUUCUAUAUUGCUCAUGCAAAAAAAAUUCAUUAAUUUUUUGCAUGACUGGCGACAAAGAAAACAUAAUGGACAUUGUACAAAAAACUGCAACUACAAUGUUACUCGCCGCAUAUUUGCUACAACAGGUGUCCAAAAAAUGUAACAUUAUAACAUCAAUUACUCAUCCACAUAAAUUAGAAGACAUGACAAUCUCACGCAAACGUCUACUCUCUACUGAAAAAGAAGAAUCUGCUAAAAUAUUACGAACAGAUGAUACGACAGAUGACAAGAUCAUACAUGAACCUAAAAAAGCAAAUCCACAAUUGAGUGAAAAAGAGGCAUUAAUACUAAUAAAAGACGCAGUAAUUCAUGAUCAAGGCAUAGAAACUGAAGAAGUGAUAAUAAAAGACGCUUUUGGCAGAAUAUUGGUUGAAACAGCAAAAUAUCGCAGUAGUGUCUCACCAUUUACAGCUGCCACUAAAUGUGGAUGUGCGGUAACAGAAGAUAAGGAAGCAAAUGAAAAGAUAGACGUGGAUGAGGUGGAUGCAAUACCAAUACUGUCAAACGAAGUCACUCAGAUUAAAAAUGGCACGGAUAAAUGGGUAAAUAAAGGAGAAUGUGUUUCUAAUGAAACAAUUGCAGUUAUACCAGCAGAGAGGGAUAAUACGGGGAUUAAAACACCGUCACAUGCAAUAGAACAUGGGCAAAAUAUCAAAUUAUUAGGUAGCGAUAUCGAAGAAAACAAAAUAAUUGUAAAUGCACAUAAACGUAUUGGUCCAACAGAAAUAGCACUUCUGACAGCGUGUGGUUACGACAAAGUGACAGUUUUUAAAAAAUUAUCCAUUGGUAUAUUAACCAUUGGAAAUAAGUUACAGGAACCUGGAGAAUUUUUAAAACAUAAACAUUUAUAUGAUAAUAAUCGAGCAAUUCUAAGCUCACUAUUAAAAGAAAAUUGUUUUGAUUUUGUUAAUCCUUUGGAUUUGGGAAUUGUAACUAAAAAUGCGGACCUUAUAACACAAAAAAUCACAGAAGCUCUAGAAAAUGUAGAUUUACUUGUGACAACAGGCUGUUCCAAUAAUAAAAACUGCUUGAUAGGCAUUUUAAAGAUACACUUUAAAGCCACAUUGUACUUUGAAAAUGUCAACAUAACGCCAGGAAAAUCAGUAGUAUUUGCAUCGAGCAAAUUUGAAAACAAAAACAAGUACAUUUUAUGCUUGCCGGCAAAUCCAAUGUCCGUUUUUGUUACCACGCAUUUAUUUCUUUUACCCCUUAUUAAAUGUAUACACCGCAUCCCUAAUGUGCAACCCACCAUAAUACAGGCUGAAAUAAAACAAAAAUUGCUUUUGCAUUCACGUCCACGAUACGUGUUCGCGACUAUAUCGUGGUCCGACAAAUCAGAUAUCGCAACAGUUACUUGCAAAGAAGAAAAUUCUAUAAGUAAGAAGCUUUUUGACAUGAAAGGUGCUAAUGCACUCUUACAACUAACGCCAAAAACAACGGAGACAAAUAAACUGUCAACUUCAGCAUUCGUACAGCAAAUUGAUGUAUCUUACACAUUAUUUGAACAAAAUCUAGACGAACUGGAGGAACAAAUAAUUGCCAUAGCCGAUUCAAAUACAGCUGAUAUCAUUCUUAUACUUGAUCUAGCCUCAAAGCAAUUCGUUAUAACUGAAAUAAUUGAUAAGAUCGCAGAUACAGAAGAUACAAUCGGAAAAGUGUUUGCGGAAAUACCAACAUUUCUAAAAGCAAAAAUCAAAUCUCUAAAGUUUGGAUGCCGAAAUAAUAAAUUAAUUUUUUUCAAGACUGCCAAUAAAUCAGGAAUAUUAAAAAUUAUAAGGGCAAUUGCAGAUACAAUAGUACUUGCCGCACAUUUGCUACGAACUGUGGUGCGCACCAUUGUUAAUCGUCCAGAAAGGCCAUUCGUCCAUGUUAAUCGUCCAGAAGUGGGAGAAGACAAGAUCUUGUGCACACAACAUAGCAGGUCAUCCUCUCAAAUGGAAAUUACGGAACUUUCUACUUCAUUUAACUUAUCUGUAAACGAAAAUAUAUCUACAAACCAAGAGACAUGUCAAUCUACAACUUCUGUAGAAGAAGCAUUGGAAAUUAUUGAGUCAACAGUAAAUUCAGAUGUUAUUAUCGAAAUGGAAAUAGAAAUGAUACACAUAAGAGACGCCUUUGGUAGAAUAUUGUGUCAUGCAAUAAAUUGCUGUAGUAAUGUGCCACCGUUUUUAACUGCCACUAAACGGGGACAUGCGGUAAUAGCAAAUCGGGAAAUAAUAAAUGAAACAGAAAUGAAGACGAAUAAGUCAAACAAAUUUAGUUCGUUUAUACUUGACUCUGACACGAGUGCAUUUGUAAAUAAGGGAGAAUGUCUUCCUUUAGGAACAACUGCUGUUAUACCAGCACAAAAUGUAAUAAGUUUUUAUGAAGCGGAGAAGCUAAUACAUACAACGUCACAUACAGUAAAAUAUUUGGAAAAUACUAGAUCACCAGGUAGCGAUAUCAAAAAAGGCGAUGAAAUUAUAGAAGCAUAUACACAUAUUGGUUUAACGGAAAUAAACCUUCUGACAGCGUGUGGUUGCAAUAAAAUAACAGUUUUUAAAAAAUUGUCCAUUGGUGUAUUGACUAUUGGAAAUAAGUUACAGGAAUCUGGACAAUCUUUGCAAUUAGAACAUUCAUAUGAUAUUAAUCGAGCAAUUCUAAUCUCACUAUUAAAAGAAAAUUGUUUUAAAUUUCAUUGUUUCGAUUUUGGAAUUACAAGUAAAAAUACGAAACUUAUAACACAAAAGAUCACAAAAGCUCUAGAAGAUGUAGAUUUACUUGUGACAACUGGCUGUUCCAGUGAUAAAGACUGUUUGAAGACUAUUUUAAAGGACCACUUUGAAGCCACGUUGCAUUUUGAAAAUGUUAAUAUGAAACCAGGAAAAUCAACGGCAUUUGCAUCGUGCUACUUCAAAGACAAAGCCAAGUUUAUCUUAUGCUUGCCAGAAAAUCCAACAUCUGUUCUCCUGACUGCAUAUUUAUUUCUUUGGCCUCUUGUUAACUCGCUGCAUUUCAACGUCGGCAAAAAGUAUCUUAGAAUGACAGUUAAAUUGGAACAAAAAUUACUUUUGCAUCCUCGUCCAAGAUACGUAUGGGCGACUUUAUCAUGGCGCGAAAAAGGAAUAAAACCAACAGUAAAAGUUACAUACAAAGAAGAAAAUUCUAUCAGUAACAAGCUAUCUGACAUUGAUGAUGCUAAUGCACUCUUAGUGCUGCCGGCGAAAACAUCAGAGAGAAGUAUAUUGCAGGCUGCAUCGUUUGUAGAAGCAAUACUCAUUAAAUUUCCUAUUUCCUGAAAAAAAAUGACGAACUGAUUAACAUCAGCAAAGGUUGAAAUAUCAAUGCGUAUAAUUUAACAUUAAUUAUAUAUUUUUUAUUAUUUCACUUUUUAUUAUUAAUGUUUAAAAGUAAUUAAAAAAAAA